Messenger RNA from Microtus ochrogaster (prairie vole), 2070 nucleotides. It is a transcript of the gene Tmem109, whose product is annotated as transmembrane protein 109. Lineage: Eukaryota; Metazoa; Chordata; Mammalia; Rodentia; Cricetidae. Gene Ontology annotation, biological process: cellular response to gamma radiation; intrinsic apoptotic signaling pathway in response to DNA damage by p53 class mediator. The record is from RefSeq and is a predicted model, not a curated record.
CAUGCGUCCACGGUGUCCGCUCGGGCAGCUAAGAGGCCCUCCAGUCGCCCAGCUCAAUCGCCCGCGCAUGCGCAGACUCUAAACCAACACCCCGGGAGUUGAGGCGCGGGUUUGCUGGCGCGUUUUUUAGCGAAGUCGCACGUGAAGGAUAGCGGUGGCCGGAGCAGGACGCAAACAUGGCAGGCUCAGACAGCAAUCCGUCCUGGAGCCGGCAUCUGUUCAAAGCCGUCCUAAUGGUCCUCGUGGCCCUUUUCCUUGUCCACUCAUCAUCGUCCCAGUCCUAUGGAGACUUUGUCUCACCUGGCCAAGAGAAGAGGGAGGCCUCAGCUGAUCUUUUGACCCAGAUUGGCCGAUCUCUGAAGGAGACACUGGAUUCCUGGCUGGGGCCGGAGACCAUGCAUGUGAUUUCAGAGACCCUGGUCCAGGUGAUGUGGGCCAUCUCAUCAGCCAUCUCUGUGGCCUGCUUUGCCCUGUCUGGGAUCGCUGCCCAGUUGCUGAGUGCCCUGGGGCUGGAUGGUGAAUAUCUCACCCAGGGCUUGAAGCUCAGCCCCAGCCAAGUCCAGACUCUUCUACUGUGGGGGGCAGCAGCACUGGUCAUCUACUGGCUGGUGUCCCUACUCCUAGGCUUGGUCUUGGCCUUACUAGGGCGGAUCCUGGGGGGUCUGAAGCUUGUCCUCUUUGUGGCUGGCUUUGUGGGCCUGGUGAGGUCUGUACCUGACCCCUCCACCCGGGCCCUGAUGCUCCUGGCCUUGCUGACUCUCUUUGCCUUGCUGAGCCGGCUCACUGGCUCCAGGGGCUCGGGGGCCCACCUGGAGGCUAAGGUGAGAGGGCUGGAACGCCAGAUAGAUGAGCUGCGUGGGAGGCAGAGGCGAGCAGCCAAGGCACCCCGGGGUAUGGAGGAGGAAUGACAGGGCUGUCCCACAGUGACACCCUCAUCAUACCAAAGAGCUGAGCUGCUUCUGGGUCUCAUGGCCCUCCUUGCAGCCCCCUGCCCUUUCCUUGCCUCCCCUGCCCUUUCCUUGCCUCCCCUGCCCUUUCCUUGCCUUGUGUCUGAACCCUUGACCCCUUGACCUCUGCACUAGCCCCUAGUCGAGAGAAGAGAGCCUGCCCUCUGCAGGUGCUCAGUCAAGGGUUGGCUCCCUGCCCUUUCUCUGCUCCCAGCCUGCCUCCCCCAGGACAGGCUGGAAGGGCCUCAGCUCCAGCUUCUGCACCCAGCCAGCACCACUGCCACCGAUCUCCGUGAUGAUUAACCCGCUGUUGCCUGGCUUCCUUACAAAAGGCCAUCCCAGGCUGAAGCUCCUGUUUGACUACACUCCAACGCUCUUCUUCCUACUCAGACUCCCAUCUCUCCACAUCCCAAGUCCCUCGAGACCCUCACCGUAUUCCUCAUUGCACAGCAGUGGGAAGGGGCAGGAGAUGCUAGCUCUGAGGAUAAGGGAAAGCAGGGUCCCUGGGGGCCUGCGCAUCUGGGUUCUGUUACAAGUGCCUUAAUAGGAGUCAACAGCACCCGCCCAUUGCCCUUUGCCAUGUAGGAAAGUGUGCCAUGGCUACUUUGUGUUCAGAGAGAGGAGUCCCUCGCAGAAUUUCAGCUCUCCUGUAGCCAAAGCAGAAGCUAACUCUCCUGCAGCUGGGGCCCUGAAGGGACUGUCAAACGCCCUUUGGGGAUUUCAGGGAUUUUGAGAAGGGCAGGAGGACCCAAUGUCUUGCAUUUCUCCUCCUGUCCACUCUCUGCCAUCCCCAAGCAACUGUUGAUCAGUGUUGUGUCCCAGCAGCUGGGAAGAGCAUGACCUUGCCCUGAUCUCUUCUACAGAGCCCAGGGCGAGCCUGCCACUAACCCUUUCCACCAGGGCACUUGCUCACUCUUGGCCUUGGCCUUUAGGGCCCUCGUGGAGGGAGGUGCCCUGUGCCAGGUCCAGCACAAGAUGUGAAGACUAAAUGCCCGUUCUUACUGAUAAGGUUUGGUGUGGAAUCACGGCUGUAGUGAUAUAUAUUUUUAUCGCGCUUGGUUGGUUUUAAAUAAAGUGCACGCUAUUUUAUUAUCUUCUGAAUAAAAUGUAUUUACUCAAAGUC